This is a messenger RNA of Kuraishia capsulata CBS 1993, 876 nucleotides long. RefSeq lists its product as uncharacterized. The record is from RefSeq and is a predicted model, not a curated record. Bases 1 to 876 code for a protein of 291 amino acids. Lineage: Eukaryota; Fungi; Ascomycota; Pichiomycetes; Pichiales; Pichiaceae. Gene Ontology annotation, cellular component: extracellular region. The transcript has a single exon.
AUGCUCUCGGUGAAAUUUGCAUUCUUGAUGCUCGCUAUGAGCACCUUUGGAUUGGCCUUGCCUAUUCAUUUCGUGACGAACACCAGAAUCGUUGCCACUACUGUCUAUGUUGGUGAGCAAGCGUCUUCAACUUCCACUUCGAAGUCCAAUGUCAAUGUGGUCACCGUUACAAGGGUUGUUGACCAGAACGGGCAGCUUUUGCCUAGCCAAGCCACUGGGGUUUCUUCGUCUUCUUUCUUGAUUCCUGCAGUCACAUUCGAGAAGCCAACCACUUCGAGCACCGUCUCAUCCAGCUCCACUUCUUCUGCUUCCUCUACCGCUCAAGUUGUGGAGAUUGUGAUCACACCUUCGAGUUCGAGUGAAUCAUCUACGCUUCCAACAACUUCGUCCUCUUCGACUAAGACUGUUCCUACCACUUCCUCGUCCUCGUCCACUUCGACGGCUGCAGCUACCACUACAGCUGCCUCUGACGACUUCGCUACCGAGAUUCUGAACCAACACAACAAGUACAGAGCUCUGCAUGGAGUGGAUGAUCUGAGCUGGGACUCUACUCUGGCCUCAUACGCUCAGAAUUAUGCUGACGAAUUCGACUGUGGAUCUCUCGUCCAUUCCGGUGGACCAUACGGUGAGAACCUCGCCCUGGGUUACUCCACGACUGGUGCCGUUGAUGCUUGGUACUCCGAGGGUGACAACUAUGACUAUUCUGCUGCAUCUGUGUUGGACCACUUCACUCAAGUGAUCUGGAAGGACACCACCAAGUUGGGUUGUGCCAGCAAGUACUGCAACAGCUACUGGGGAACGUAUAUCGUGUGUGAAUACGACCCAGCUGGAAAUGUUGUGGGUGAGGCAAACUCUGAGGUUUUGCCCCUAGCGUAG